Messenger RNA from Cherax quadricarinatus, 7288 nucleotides. Lineage: Eukaryota; Metazoa; Arthropoda; Malacostraca; Decapoda; Parastacidae. The record is from RefSeq and is a predicted model, not a curated record.
GCAGGGAGGAUAAUUUGCAGGAGCGGUGGUGUGACUGAAGGACAGUAUAAGAUAGUUUGGCAUCUCUCCUGGCUCUACACGAGGCACUCGCAGCAGACAGACGCCUGACUGGAGGAGUUAGGGAGGGACCUCUAAGCAAGCUGUACGUAUCUUGAAGGAGGAGGAUAAGAAGAGAGGGGGAAGGAGAUAUUGAUGUAGUUAUAGAUGCCUUGGCAAUCACACCUUUCUUGACCUCCCAAUCAUCAGAUCAACUUUCAACAGUCACUUAUCGUUAUUCCUGCCAAUAUUGUUAAAUUUCAGUGUUAACUGUGAAAUACAAGCGAAAAAUAUAAUUGCAAAUUGUUGCGUGAGAUGUGAUAUGUAUUGAAACACUGUUUAGACUUAGAAAUCAGUGAAACAAGGAAAAGUAACUGCCUCAACAGGUAUGUUUUGUGGUGCGCAUUAAAUUAUAGCACGUGGCUUAAAUGAGGUCCAGGACCAUGAAGAGACCAUUACGAGUGAGGCUCGGUGUUUAUACUGCACUUCUCUUGCUGUUAUUCACCGCUACUGCUGGUGACCUAGAGCCAACAUUUGGAAGAUGUUGUGCCUAUGGUGCCAACUGGGCGAGGGAAGCCCAGCAGUGCUCCACCUUCCCUGCCCCUGUCAGUGGCAUCCCCUCCGAGCACCAGUCUAUCUGUAUUACUGCUGCUGGCAUCUGUUGCCUUAGAUACUUCAGGGAUGAGCAGUGUCAGAAAGGGAAGCAAGCAGCUCAAGUGGGCCAAGAUUGUGUCAGCAGCAGUAACCAAGGCGGGGAGUACUUUAAGGAUUGUUGCCAAGGAUGUAAGCUGGGUUUAUUCAGUGGCAGCAUGGGUAUGGGCUGCAAUAUGGGGUUCAAGUUUGGCUUCCCUUGGGAUAGUGCAUUUGUUCAGUGUUGCAUGCAGGUGGCUCCUGGGAGUGCUGCUAGCUUCCCAGAUAUUGGUAACAAAUUGGUGGAUUUGAAUAACCUUUAUCCUGGUGUGAUUUCCACUACUCUUACAUAUUCAGAAUCUGAUGACUUGUGUGCAAGAUUCGCUGGUAAACUUUGCGCACAUGUAUGUGUACCUACUCCUGGGUCAUAUCGAUGUCAGUGUCGUGCAGGAUUCACGCUCUCUACAGAUAACAAGUCAUGCAUACAAGAUGCUCUCAUUGAUAGGUGCCGACAGAACAAUCCCUGUGCUCACAUUUGCCGAGACACAGGAGUCUCUAUAGAAUGCUCUUGCAACCCUGGAUACAAUUUGGCUCCUGAUCAAAGAACCUGCGAGGAUGUGAAUGAAUGCAGCAGUGGUGUGCAUGGCUGUCUUCCGGGAGAACAGGUGUGUUAUAACCAGAUUGGCUCUUACGCCUGUAUCAAUGCCGAUGGCUCCUUGUCUUCUCCUGGUGGUGUGCAACACCAGACUGUUAGUACUGGCUCUGCCACAACUCAUCUUGGAGAUGCCAGAGCAGGUGCAGCUCUAGGAUCAUCCAGCUAUGAUAUAAACAAUGAAGUCGAUCCAGGAAUACCAGGAUCAAUCCUUGGCAGAGGAGCCUUAGGAGUGCAAGGGUUUCCUGGCACAAGAGUCGAGCAUAGGUACCUCGAUGCUACUCAUUCUCAGGGCCGUUGCCCUCCUGGAUAUAAUUUUAACUUGGACACCAUAGUUUGUGAUGAUGUUGACGAGUGUGAAGUAACGUCUGGUUUGUGUGGCCGAGGAGCUGUCUGCCAGAACACCAUUGGUUCUUACACAUGUGCACAUAUUCCAGUUGCAGAUUGUCCUCCAGGGUUUGCUUUUGACUUGAAUCAACAGUCAUGCUUGGAUAUCGAUGAGUGCUUGGAUGGCUCCAACAAUUGCAACCAGACGACCCAUUUCUGUAUCAACACCAAUGGAGCAUUUACAUGUCAGCAGAAAGGAGGUCCAACUGAUUGUAUAGCUGGUUACAAGUAUAGUAGUCAACAGCAGACAUGCACGUGGAUGAGUGCCUUGAAGAACUACAUGGGUGUAACCCUGAAGAGGAGACAUGCAGAAACACUGCUGGAGCAUAUGAGUGUGACAUAAAGUGUGAUGAUGGAUUUCAUUUUAGCCUGUCCCUUCAAACUUGUGUUGAUGUUGAUGAAUGUGCUGAGAAUCUGCACACCUGCCACUCUCUUAAUGAAAUAUGUAUCAAUGAGAUUGGUAAAUAUCGAUGCGAGCCGACCAGCACCAACGAAGUUGAUGAAGGAAGCAAAUUUGAGAUCCUAACCCACGCUACCUUCCAAACUCCAGUUCAGGAAUGUCCUGAAGGGUUUGGUUUUGACCUGAACACUAGUCAAUGUCUUGAUAUUGAUGAGUGCAGUACGAAUUUAGAUGAUUGUUCUGUAUCUGAGCGAUGCAUUAACACCCUUGGAAGCUAUACAUGUAGGUUGCGCCGUCGCUGUUCUGCUGGCUAUGCCACUGACCUUAUAACGGGAGAAUGUAAAGAUGUGGAUGAGUGUGCCACUGGCAUUGCAAGCUGCCUGCCAGGCCAAAUUUGCUUUAAUACUGAAGGUGCCUUUGAGUGCCGUGUUGAAUGUCAAGAUGGGUUUAGAUAUGAUCCGACAGAUGCUGCAGUGUGCGUAGAUAUUGAUGAAUGCCUUGAAUCGCCGUGCGAAUUUGGAAAGCUAUGUACCAACAUAGAGGGCUCAUAUAUCUGCACGUCUGUCACCACUCAAAGUACAAGAACUACAACAUUCACAACAACAUCAGCAACUACAACAACCACCAGUAGACCACCUAGUUCCUGUCCAUCUGGAUUUGGACGAAAUCCUAAUAGUUUGCAAUGUGAAGAUAUUGAUGAAUGUCGCAACCAAGUGUGUGAGCCAGAACAAAGCUGCCAGAACUCCUAUGGAUCUUACAGAUGCAUCUGGCUACCAUGUGACCGAGGCUACACCAGAGACUCUCUCACUCAUGAAUGCCAAGAUAUUGAUGAAUGUGAAGAGGGACUUCAUAGUUGUCAGGUAGGAGUGGAACAAUGUGUUAACAACCCUGGGGGUCACACCUGCCAGCCUCAACCUUGUGCCUCAGGCUUCACUCGCGACUCACUUGACCCCAGACAGUGUAUAGAUAUCGACGAAUGCAAGUUGGCACCCUGUGGCCCCGAGGAAGAAUGUAUCAACAGUAAUGGGUCAUUUAGGUGUCGGCAUCUUACACCAUGUAGCCCAGGCUUUAGAAGAGAUGAAGAAAGCAAAGAGUGUAAAGAUAUUGACGAGUGUAUUGAAAAUGCCCCUUGCACUCGAGAAGAGCGUUGUGUCAACACAUUUGGGAGUUAUCGGUGCAGAUCUCUCGACUGCAAUGCAGGUUACCAGCGGGAUGAACAAGGACGAUGCAGAGAUAUUGAUGAAUGUGUGACUGGUGAACAUACAUGUCAAGUUCCAAAGGAGGAAUGUAUCAACACCCAAGGCAGCUACAGGUGUAAGACUCUUCCAGAGUGCCCACGAGGCUUAAUUCGGGAUCCUAGUUUACUCAGAUGUGUUGAUGUUGAUGAAUGUACAGAAGGUACCCAUGACUGCCAUGAGGGAGAACGCUGCUACAAUCAAUAUGGGACAUAUAAAUGCAGAGCUUCUUCCAAUUCCUGCACCAAAGGCUUCAGGUACAACGCUUACCAAAGACGUUGUAAGGAUAUUGAUGAAUGUGCAGAAAAGGCAGAUACUUGUGAGGGAUCAACCCAGACAUGUGUAAACUCUGUGGGUAGCUUCAGGUGUAUUGAUCGUCAGCCCACUUGUGACUUUGGCUUCCAGUAUGACGAAGAGCUGAAAGCCUGUGUAGACAUCAAUGAAUGUGAAGAGGGUCGUGAUAUUUGUAACAAGCUCACAGAAAUUUGCCACAAUUCUGUGGGUAACUACUGGUGUGCUCCUUCACCUAACCCAGUGACAACUUCCAGUACAACUAAUACUGCUACCACUACUUCUGCUUCUACUAACAUCUUCAGAAUUCCUCCUCCUCCUCCCUUGCCUCCACGUCCUGAUCAACUGUGUCAACCUGGAACAUUGUAUGAUACCCUGUUUAAGAUUUGUAUAGAUAUCGAUGAAUGUAUCUCAAAUCCAUGCCCUGAAAAUGAAAUCUGUGAGAAUACGCAUGGAUCCUUUCGAUGUAACUGUCGAACUGGAUUCUCCAGAGAGGAAUCAAGCAAAAAAUGCGAAGACCAGAAUGAGUGUCAGCUUGGUUCACACACAUGUUCCCAGAGUCAGCGGUGCGACAACACUAUUGGGUCAUUUGUUUGCAUUCGUAUCGCUGGUUGUGGUACUGGGUACACUCUCAACCACAACACAGGAGAAUGUGAUGAUAAUGAUGAAUGUAAACUGAACACUCAUGACUGUAACCAGUUGGGUCCCAAGUAUCAGUGUUUCAACAUCAGGGGCUCUUUUCGAUGCAAAGAGAAGACCUGCCCUCAAAAUCAAAUUCUUAUCCAAAGUGGCCUCUGUAUCAACCUUACCUGUGACAAAGGGUUUAGACCUAUAGAAGGAAUUUGCCAAGACAUAAAUGAAUGUGCAGAGGGAAUACCCUGUCAGCGUAAUGAGCAGUGCAUCAAUACUCGUGGUUCAUAUACUUGUCGCUCUCUCCUUAACUGUGGAGCUGGUUACCAGAUGAAUGAGUAUGGGACUCAGUGUAUAGAUAUUGAUGAAUGUGCUGAUGGUACUCACCAGUGCAGAGGCAACCAAGUGUGUUCUAAUCGUCAGGGAGGGUACAUUUGUCAGUGUCCUACGGGCUUCAAGUUCAAUGAAAUACGGCAGUGUCAAGACUUUAAUGAAUGUGAAACUUACCCUGGAAGUGUAUGUUCAGGUAAUGCUGUCUGUGAGAAUACAGAGGGCUCAUUCCGCUGUAAUUGUAAAGAAGGCUUCAAACAGUCCAAUGAUGGCCGAACCUGUUUAGAUGUGAACGAGUGUAUCGAGAUUCCCGGCAUUUGUCAUCAUAACUGCAUCAACGUGUGGGGCAGCCAUCAGUGUACAUGCAGGGCUGGCCACAACCUUGCCAGAGAUAACAGGACCUGCAGUGAUAUCAAUGAGUGUGAGGAGUACCGAGGUCGGGGGCGGCUGUGCAUUGGGAUCUGUGUUAAUACAAUUGGGACUUUUAAAUGCUCCUGUCCUGAUGGCUACAAUCUGGUUGCUGAUGGUCGCACCUGCAAAGACAUCAAUGAGUGUGACUCAGGCAAUGUUUGUCGAGGAGAAAAUGAGCAUUGUGUCAAUACACAUGGAGGGUACAAAUGUAACAGCAUUACUUGCCCUGCCAACUAUAUCCGUGAUACUAGGCAUAAAAACCGGUGCAAGAAGGUCUCGCUCUACUGCCUUGAAGAUGAUGAGUCCUGUCACCGUGAGCCACUCAGCUACUCCUACAACUUCCUGCCACUGGUCAGCAACUUGUCCUUACCAACAACGGGGCAGGUGGACCUGUUUACCAUGCGGGGGCCACUAUGGUUAUCCACCACAGUGCAGUUCGAGCUGGAGUUGGAGUCCGCUAGGGCACCAUUAGGAGUUGAAGCUGCUACCAGAGAGUUUUUCUACCUUAAACAUACUUCCUUUAAUCAGGCCGUUAUAUCUCUCGUAAAGUCAAUAUCCGGUCCCCAGGAGAUACAGUUAGUGUUGAACAUGCAGCUAUACCAACAGGGAAAAUAUACUGGAUCAGCUAUAGCUAAAUUAUUGAUUUAUGUUUCUGAGUAUGAUUUCUAGUUGUCAUUAGGAGUUUUGAAAGGUGUUUAUAUAGACACAAUCCCAGUGGCCAGAGGUUGGGUAAAGAAGAGAACAAUAGGAGUUAAGACAGUAUAUACUAUUUUACUAUAUUGACAUUAUUUAGAAACUAGGAAAUGUUUGUAGAAAAAGUUGCUUGAUGGCUGCUAUUUUAUUAUUACAGCAAUAAUUGUUGAAACACAGACAACUUUAUGGUUUGCCAGUAGCCAAAAAGAGCUGGAGUGUUGUGCUCAUAACAUUGUAUAACUUACCACACAAGAUAUAUCUAUGCAUAGUCAGUGCUGAAGAUGUUUUACUAAUUAGCAUUACUGAAAGUCUUUGUUCUUAAAAACUUUUUGUUGCCUGGACAGAAAGGCACAAAGAUGCAAGUUGCAGAGCAAGAUUUUAUUGGGACAUUAAUUAUAAUAUAUAUAGGUGGUCACUUGAAGUGUGAAAAUCAUAGGUUAAGUCUCUGGGAAAAUGGUAUAAGAAAGAAGCAGUACUAGUCACUGCUGGUUUGAAUAUUCCCCGGUCAUGGUUCAUCAAUUGUCCACAUAAUAUGGUGUGUUUUAGAGUUUUGGCAAAAAGCACCUUGGUUUUGUUCAGUGGUAUUUUGUGUGCUACUGACUGAUCUUUUAAACAUAGGGGAUAAAGUCAGAUCAUGAUGUUUAGGUGCUUUUACCUAAGCCUCUAGCACAUAUAUUAAAUGGACAGUUACCAGGCCAUGAAUAGAUGACAUUCUAAACCUAGUGUUGACCAGUAGACCUGUUGCAUUACUCCUCUACACCCACAAUCAACCCAGGGACUUGGCAUGACUUUCACCCUUCAGUGAUUCUAACUUAAGUGACCACCUUCUACAAGAAACCUUACCCCUACAGAGAGCUCACCUACUUCCACCUUACCUUUCAGGAAUAUACUGUAUAUACAUUUAAAUAUGACUUGUGUAUUAUAUGAUACAAGCGUUAAAAGCUUGCUCUGCAACACGUGUCUGUUUUUAUUCCGGAGGCCUGAAACAUACAUUAUAUAUUUUUGUUUAUGCUCUUUAGAAAGUAACUGUACAGCAACUCAUAAAUGGAAUUAAAUUUUUAAAUUCUAACCUUUCUGUUUAGUAAUUUUAUUCUCUAGUAGUUUAAAUUAUACACAUUUUAUUGCAGAUAGAACUAUUUCAGAAGCUGCCUUUAAGUAUAUUUAAUAUAAUAAUAUUCUUGCAGGGCAUUUGUAAUAUUUAUUAUUAGCUUUAUUUGUUUCUUUAGGUCACAUUUCUUCAUUCUUUCAGUGACAAAAUUUUGUUUGAUGCAAGGUUACAGAACACUGUAACUGUUCUUAAUGGUUCUGAGGAUCAUCAACCCUGUACCAGAAUAGGCCUCCAAAAUCAGAAUGGAAAUAUUACAGGACUAAAGCAAAAAAAAGUUUAUUUUGUCUCCAUUUAUAUAUACAGUAUUUUAUCUGUAUUUACCUGUAGAAUAUUUACCUGUUGACUAACAUCUUCAGUAGCCUCAGGAUGGAUAGGAAAUACAUGGUUAUUCCAGGCAUUACAGCAUUAAAUGACUCGCAAAGGUUUCGUGCUUUACAGUACAUAAUAUAAUAAUACAGCAAUAAUAAUAAAUAAAGUUGCAGGCA